This is a messenger RNA of Lactuca virosa, 282 nucleotides long. NCBI's taxonomy places the organism in Eukaryota, Viridiplantae, Streptophyta, Magnoliopsida, Asterales, Asteraceae. The record is from the annotation of a GenBank genome assembly.
AUGUCAUGUGUCGCUUCCGGUGUGGAGAAUGGCAAACAGGUGAUCCGGGAGCAAGUUGUCGCCGAAAAGUUUGUCUUCAGGGAAAAGGACGCUACUUUGGAGCAUGCGCAGGCGAUGCAUGCUGCUAUAAAAUCUUUCAUGGAGACGGAAUUUGCCUCGUACCUUUGCCUGGGUGAGCUGGACAUAGGUGGCCUUCGUCAGAUUUGCGAUGAUCCUGAAUCUGAGGAAGGCCAUCUUGAAGGUGACCCUUCUCAUGCUGGACCUUCCUCCACCCCUCCGUAA